Messenger RNA from Trypanosoma rangeli, 738 nucleotides. Its product is annotated as group II trans-sialidase superfamily. Lineage: Eukaryota; Euglenozoa; Kinetoplastea; Trypanosomatida; Trypanosomatidae. The transcript has a single exon. Bases 1 to 738 code for a protein of 245 amino acids. Gene Ontology annotation, molecular function: exo-alpha-sialidase activity. The record is from RefSeq and is a predicted model, not a curated record.
AUGGACUCCUUCCUCUCCGAGUUGUCAGUGCCCACGGCCGGUCUGGUUGGGUUCUUGUCGGAUGCAUCGGGUGAUGGAACUUGGAACGACGCGUACCGUUGCUUGAAUGCAACUGUGACGAAUGCAAAGAAGGUCGAAAAUGGCUUUGAGUUCACGGGGUCGGAAUCAUACGCCAUGUGGCCCGUGAACAUGUGGACGCAUCACUACGUGCACAGCUUUGUGAAUCACGCGUUUACGCUUGUGGCGACGGUGACGAUUCAUGAGGUUCCGAAAGAGAGCGCUCCUCUGCUGGGCGCGGGCCUGGAGGACAAUGAAAGCACGAAGUUUGUGGGGUUGUCGUACACCACAGAGGAACGGUGGGGGACAGUCUUCAACGGCAUCACGACAACAACACACAGCAGCACUUGGGAGCCGGGGAAGGAGUACAAAGUGGCGAUCAUGCUGCAGGAAAACAAGGGCUCCGUGUACGUGGACGGUGUGCUCGUGGGGAAUACCAACAAACUACCAACCCUUGAGGCACGGAAUUACGAAAUCUCUUACUUUUACUUUGGCGGCGGUGAAAACAGCAGUGUGACAGUAAAGAACGUCUUUUUGUACAACCGCCCACUGGAACUCAAAAAGAUUGACGACUCCAAUGCGUCUGGGAAAAUUGCAGGUGACGGCUCUACGCGUGGUGAUGUAUUCUGGGUGCUAAUUCUGCUGCUAUUGGGGCUGUGGGGCUUUGCGGCCCUGUGCUGA